Molecule: messenger RNA, 4448 nt
Organism: Dermochelys coriacea (leatherback sea turtle)
Lineage: Eukaryota; Metazoa; Chordata; Testudines; Dermochelyidae
Gene: RAB5B
Product: RAB5B, member RAS oncogene family
Exons: 6
Coding region: 303-950 (215 amino acids)
Molecular function (GO): GTPase activity; GTP binding
Source: RefSeq, a predicted model, not a curated record
UGCGUUUUCCAGAGCGGCAAUUGGGCGAGACGGCGGGCAGGGGCGUUUCCCCUCGCCAGGUGCCCGGCACGGAUUGGCGCGGCCGCCGCUUAACGCCGCCCACCAGAGGAAGGUUUGGUUGAGAGCUGCUGUUUGUGUGUUCGACACUUUAGGGGCCGAGGCGGGGGGAGACGGAGCUGGAGCCGCCUCAGGAGAGUUGAGCCACUAGGAUACUGUUCCUUGGCUCAGAACCAAGCCAGCUGGUCAGUGGCGCGAAGGUUCUCCGAUCUGCUGGGGCGCAGGCUGUGACCGGAAUCCAGGCCAUGACCAGCAGAGGAGCCGCCAGGCCGAAUGGUCAGUCCCAAGCUAGUAAAAUCUGUCAGUUUAAGCUAGUGCUGCUGGGAGAGUCCGCAGUGGGGAAGUCCAGUCUGGUGCUGCGCUUCGUCAAGGGUCAGUUCCACGAAUACCAGGAGAGCACUAUCGGGGCGGCGUUUCUCACACAGUCCGUCUGCCUGGAUGACACAACAGUCAAGUUUGAGAUCUGGGACACAGCUGGCCAGGAGAGAUAUCACAGUCUGGCCCCAAUGUAUUACCGGGGGGCACAAGCUGCCAUUGUGGUCUAUGACAUCACCAACCAGGAAACGUUCGCCCGCGCGAAGACAUGGGUGAAAGAGCUGCAGCGGCAAGCCAGCCCCAGUAUCGUUAUAGCCUUAGCAGGCAACAAGGCUGAUCUCGCCAACAAGCGCAUGGUAGAAUAUGAAGAGGCACAAGCCUACGCAGAUGACAACAGCCUAUUGUUCAUGGAGACGUCAGCCAAGACAGCGAUGAAUGUUAACGAUCUCUUCCUGGCAAUCGCCAAGAAGCUGCCAAAGAGCGAGCCCCAGAGCACAAGUGGCGUGGCGGGAAGGAACCGAGGCGUGGACCUCCACGAGCAGACCCAGCAGAACAAGAGCCAGUGUUGUAGCAACUGAAGGGUGGCUUUCGAGAGAGAGGCCGACGCGAGAUGAAGAGCUAAGAUAUAACCUCCAUUCCCGCCCCCGUCCACCACACUUCACCUCCCCUAACACCGGCGCACCGACACCCGUCUGAACCGAAUCCCUCCUGAUGCCUCUAACUGCACUUUUUAAUGCUUCAGAACCACCGCCAGACAUCUGUUCCCACCACUCCAGUGACAGUGGAACUAGAUCGACCGGGGACUUAACUUCCAAAAAACAAACUCUUCUCUUUGUAUUAUAGGUGCAAAUAGCUACCUAAUUCUGAUUGAUUCCCCGUCUCCUUCUCCUGAAUAAUUCCUCCUUCCCCCCCCACCCCCCUCUUUGCUUUGGUAAAUCUGUGUUCUUGGUCCUAUAACACCUGUCCUCUUCUACCCAUCCCCCGCUUUAUUUAAUGCUGGGGGGAGGGGCCCAAAGGAGGUGGAAACUUAACCCUUGUAGGUUUAUUUCAUGAAGAAUAAGUUGAACGGGGACCUACAGAAAACACUGUUUCUGGGGGUGUCUUGUGGGUUUUCUCUAUUUUUCUCCUGUUUUUUCAUCUGUUUCAAUGUUUGGGGGAUGGGGGGAAGCUGCAGUGUCCUUAAUUUCUUCCUGGGUGGCCUUUCCGGCAAGGGAGCGGAAGUGGUGGGGAACAGGGGGAAGUGAGGGAUGGAACCCUGUGAUCCAGAAUCAGACACCCUGCUGGCUAGCGUGGAUCGCUAUGAAGCGAACACAGACAAUGACUCUUCAGUGCUGCUAAAUCUGAGUAGCAUGAACAGAAUCAUGAAAUGCGUUACCGUAAACCCACUGAUCUUGGUAAUGCCAGGCCAAUGCGCCCAGCAUCAUCUGCUGGAUGGAUUCUACAGCUGUGUGGCAGAGGGUAUCAUUAAUACUGACUUGGGUGAGGGUGUAAAACCCCAAAGUUCCCGCUACGCCUGGUAUUUUGCAGUGAUACGCCCCUCAAGAGCUCCUGGCCUCUCAGAGCUGUUGGUUUAUUCUUCCCCUAUCACCAGCCGCGCAAAUUCUCUGGUUUGCACUUUAAUCUCCAGUCUGUCCAGUUGAGCUAAUCUUGCCUUGGCCCGCGUUCAGUUUAAGCUAGCUGGAGGGCUCCUGAGCCCCUGAGGGAGAGUCACCGCACUGAUUUCUGCUGCUCCCUCCGCUAAGAGGAACCCACCAAAGGUUUUAUCCUUUGGGCUCCAGUCCGCUCCUGUGUCAGUGUGGAGCUCUGCAGCUUACAUAUGUGCAGGGAAACUGGGCUCGCUUUGGCUGUUACACUUCAGUCCCAAGUGACUAGCCAGGAUCACUUCAGAAUGGGGGGAUCAUAAAAUAGUCCCAGCGCAGGGGUGUCCCCUUUGUAGGAGGGGGUGGGGUUGGUGAGCCUGCUGAGCAGCAAACCUAGGGAGCUCCAGGAAGGACAUGGGGCUGGGAGUUGGUGUUGGAGAAGGUGAGGCUGUGCAAAGGCAGAGGACCUGCCUUCUUGGUCCUGGGAAUGGUGGCUGUGCUGUGUACUUCCCCUUCCCCGGGCCCCUGCCCAGCUCAGCGUGUGUGGAUCCACUCCCUUGCCUUUCUAGCAUGGGCUGGAACUUGGGUGAGGUGGGGAGGGCGGCUGAGAGUCUCCUCCUCCCUCUGGGACACUGGCGAGGGCUUGGCUCUCAUGGAAGGGGAACACACUGGUUACCUGGGGGUGCCUAUCAGUUUCCCCCUGCAGGUUCUCCUGGCAUCAAAGCACAAUCCAUUCUGCCUCCUCUCCGGGCGCUGAGGGAGAGGGGUGUUACUGCUCCCAGGGAGGGUCUUUCACGCCUCAGACCCAUGCCUGCCCCAGCUGGUUACGUUGGCAGGUCACAGGCACCCAGCCUGGCUGCACACACUCCCUGUCUAUGUAAUGUCACAAACUCGGCUCCACAGCUGAGGGCCCCUUUGAAAUACAAGCUCUCUUGUGCAAAGUAGCCGCAUGUUUUAUUUUGGCUGUAAAUAGCGCUUGGUUCUGUUGGGCUGUAUGGGAAGCCCACGGUGUAGUCCCGGAAUAGCUGAUUCCAGGCAUCAGAGCAGCACCCCCGUAGCCUUGUUAAUGAUGGAGCUGCUCAUAGCAGGAACCUCCUGUUAAAGGGGUUGCCUGUUCAGACAGUCUUCCCUGGGGCUUAAUGUGCUGUAGCAGGUUCCAAACCAGACAGCAAAACGGUCCUGGUGCCCUGCCCAGAUAGAGGGGGAAAACAGGGCACGGAGUCUCUUGCCUCUGGUUCCGAGAUGCCCUGAGUCGCCCAAGGGUGUGUUGUGACCUUCCAAGGAUCCUUGAUGCACCGUUACUGCUAGCGCUAGCUGGUGGCUUUUCUUAGGUGCCUUGGAGGCUGACAGGGCCACAGGCUUAACUUUGCCUCUUGUGGGAGUCUCCCAGAGCAGGGGCAAAGGGAAUCUUGCACGUCCCCCUGCACCUGUUCUCUGGGUAAACUGUCUCCCCUGCUGUCAGUCCUGGCCCCUUCUGCCAGUUCAGUCGUAUGUUGAGAAUCUGACGGCCCCUCCGCCCUGUUGCUGCUCUGACUGCCCCGGGGAGAGCCUGCGAGGGAGCUCGUGCCUGCUCAAGGUUCCCAGGCUGAGAUUAGGAUGCCGCCCUGUGUGUUUAUUGGGGGUGUGGGUAUGCGGGGGGAGGGUGGCUUUGAAGUGGGAUCUCUCCAAGGGGGAGAGGUGAUGCCCUUCCCCAGCACUAGCCAAACUGAAGCCCCAGCAUCUUUCAGGAAGCAGGCUCCUGUCCUCCUCUCGUUUUGUAUUGUCUAGGUCAAGCAGAGUUGAAGCAGCGAAACAACUAGGCAGGGGAAGCACCAGGCCCAGCCCAGGACAGGUGGGAAAUCGAUCAGGAAGUGGCUGGGAGGCUGAGCUAGCCUUUGCCAUCACUCCUCGCUGAGUUGGACCAUGCGCGGGAGGCCCUUUCUUGCGGCCAGGAGACCUUUGGGAGGGCUGAAGGGUGGCAUGGCCUCAUGGGUAUUCGGUUCUUUUCUCCUCUAAUCCCUGCAGUGACAUGACGUGUAACUUCCCCCUGCCACUAACGCAAGGGCGUUGUUGGAGAUUUCAAGCUGCGCUUCUAACAUACAUGGGGGGCUUUGUCUUUACUGGAAAGACUUUCUGCUCGGUGGAACAACUCUGCUUACCUGUCUGACAACCAGUGCUCUUCGUGCAGCAUCUACCCCAGUGGCUGCUGGCAAAGCUGGAACGCACAGAGCCUGCAUCCAGAGUCCUCCACAUUCAGCAGUGUCCAUAACCCUCUUACAGGAGUGUGUGUUUUCUGGCUAAAUCCCUGGACCAAAUUGGGACGCUGCAGCUUUUGAAAGCCCCCGCCACCCCCCUAAUCCUGCUUGCUUUUUUUUUCUGAUCAGUUGUUUUUGCUUUGAGAAAGCUCCUACAUCGCAUUUAAAAUAACAAUCAUGAUAACAGAAUUUAACUGCUGAUUUACCAAUGUAUUUAAUGUAAGAAAAAAAAAUCAGUGUAUUAAAUGAAGCUGCUGUUUUA